GCAAUGCUGCUGCUGCUGCAUGCACUGUAAUGUGCUGUGUUGAAUUGCUGUGACUGUAAAUUUGUUAGCAAGGGAGCAAUGAAGAAAAAGAGGCUUAAACUUUAAAAUGACUCAGUAAAAACUAAAAUGGAAGAAGUAUUAACUUUGUGCAAUGAUCUAGAUUAAAAUGCCGUAGGUAAUUGCCAUCAAGUAUGCGUGUUUCAGAGGCAGAGAGCCAUCGAAGACAAGUGUUGAAAAUGGAAUAACUGAUCAGUAAUGAGGAUGACAACAAGUACAGCCAAGGAACAAAAUAUUUCUCUCAACAAAGAUUUGAACAAAAGGAAAGAAUGAACAUGUAACCGACCAUCAUGGCUACAGCUAUACAAAUAGAAGAAAUCCGAGCCACGUUGCAGAGGGGCUUGGAAAACCUCGCCUUAUCAGGGAACGGGAAGCCGCUCCCCUUGAGGCAACAAGUGGAACCUCCCUCCUUAAGAAGUAGACCCAUUCUUGCUGUAGGAGGGGAGGAACCUCAUGCAAACAAUAAGAUCAAACAGCCAACCAACAAAGUGACUGGGAACAAUCGAUCAAAUGUAAGUGGGUUGUUUAGCGAUCGGCCGGGCAGCGCAAGGGUGCUGUCCGGCAUCGUGUCGACCCCUUUCGCUAUAAAGACGCAGAACAGUAGCCUGAACGGUGCAAUACGACAAUCGCCUCUUCACACCAAGCCACCCUCCGGGACCAAACCCCGACCGGGUCGGCCUACGAGCGGUACAAAACAAAAACAACCCCUUGCGAAUGGACGGGCUUACCAUUCAGCAGGUUCUCAAAGCAAGCUCGGUGAUGUGAAGCUGUCUAAUCCUGUCGGGAGAGGGCGCCCUUUGCCCCAUCCGCCCCCGACCUUGAGUCCCACGAGGAGGAGGGAGGUGGGGUCGUCCGCGUCGAGGAGUGAACAAAGCAAGAAGAGCGGUAGAACGAGGAAGGAGAGCCUCUCAGAGGACGGAGAGGAAUGGUGUGAUGUAGAUGAGAAUGAAGAAGAACAAUUUGAUCCUCUCAUGAGCGAGCGAUUGCCAGCAGAUGGAGCUUCUUACGAUGACUUUGAUGAGGACGACGGUCUCGAUGGCUUGGAUGAUGACGGAAUGGACGAUGGUCUUUCUAUCUUUUAUGAUGAAUCGGAUACGUACUCCACGUACAGCAUGUCUUCUUCGAAGCGUGGUAGCAGCAGUAAAGGCGGCAGUAUCUCUGCCAUCGACGCCCUCCUCAAGAUGACGAACGGAAUGGACGCGUCGUCGAUCCUUGGCUCCAAGUCCAAGAGCGAGAGGGUCCUGGAGGUGUUGACGACGGGAACGGACGACGCCCAUCCCCCGCUGUCUGCCAGUCUCUUCAGUAAAGUGCCUCCAACCAUCAACUUUGUCGGGGAGAACCAGACAGUUAUUCCUUUGCCAUGGGAGCUGAGGAAACUGCUCAAGUGGAGAAUGAGUCCAAUCACGCCGCAUGUCGUCAAGAACUGCAUCGCAAGAUCUGGGUUCAGAUCAACUAAAAAAGCGAAUGAGUGGCUGGGUUACUGGGGCAAACACAUGAAGGCUUCUGCUUUCAAGUCGAUACGCGAAUACCAGAAGGUGAACCAUGUACCAGGGUCGUUCCAGAUUGGGCGCAAGGAUCGGCUGUGGCGCAACCUGCAUCGCAUGCAGCUCCACUACGGCAAGAAGGACUACAACUUCUUCCCCCAGACCUACGUCUUGCCCUUUGACCUCAAGCUGCUCAAGAGGGCGUGGGAGGACGGAGGUCAGAAGCAGAAGUGGAUCCUGAAACCGCCUGCGUCAGCACGAGGUAUUGGCAUCAAGGUCAUCCACAAGUGGAGUCAGAUUCCCCGUCGGAAACCGGUCAUCGUCCAGCGCUAUCUUGCCAAGCCGUACCUGAUCAACGGGAGCAAGUUUGAUCUACGCAUCUAUGUCUACGUCAGUAGCUUUGAUCCCCUCCGCGUCUACAUCUUCACCAACGGUCUUGCCAGAUUCGCCACCAUGAAAUAUUCGUCUUCUAUGAAGAGCCUUUCCAACAGGUUCAUGCACCUGACCAACUACAGCAUCAACAAGAAGAACGCAGACUUCACUCCCAACUCGGACAGCAUGGCGUGCGAGGGCCACAAAUGGAGUUUGAAAGCAUUGUGGGGCUUCAUGCAGAGAGACGGUAUAGAUACUAAAGCCGUGUGGGAGUCUAUCAAAGACGUCAUCGUGAAGACAAUGGUGUGGUGA
Strongylocentrotus purpuratus (purple sea urchin) is the source of this 2225-nucleotide messenger RNA. RefSeq names its product tubulin polyglutamylase TTLL4. The coding region runs from base 348 to 2225 and encodes 625 amino acids. Gene Ontology annotation, cellular component: cilium. The record is from RefSeq and is a predicted model, not a curated record. The transcript is spliced from 10 exons. Gene Ontology annotation, biological process: microtubule cytoskeleton organization; protein polyglutamylation. Lineage: Eukaryota; Metazoa; Echinodermata; Echinoidea; Camarodonta; Strongylocentrotidae. Gene Ontology annotation, molecular function: tubulin binding; tubulin-glutamic acid ligase activity.